Helianthus annuus (common sunflower) is the source of this 1620-nucleotide messenger RNA. Its product is annotated as lecithin-cholesterol acyltransferase-like 1. The coding region runs from base 65 to 1402 and encodes 445 amino acids. The transcript is spliced from 2 exons. Gene Ontology annotation, biological process: lipid metabolic process. The record is from RefSeq and is a predicted model, not a curated record. NCBI's taxonomy places the organism in Eukaryota, Viridiplantae, Streptophyta, Magnoliopsida, Asterales, Asteraceae.
AACCACACUUUCCCCUAUCUCAUAACUCCAACUUCACCAUCAACAAUCUCCCCUUCCGAGUACAAUGAGUGGAAUCGCGGUCAUCGGUGUAGCCGCGGUCACGAUGGUUAUCGCUACACUAGUAAUCGCGCCACCAUACACUUGCCACGCGAUGAUCAACAAUAACCACCAGCAGCAGUUGCAUCCAAUAAUCCUAAUACCCGGAGCGGGUGGCAACCAGCUAGAAGCCCGGUUAACAACCGAGUAUAAAGCGACUAGCUUGUUGUGCAACCGGUUCUACCCGCUUAACAAGGAUAAAGACGGGUGGUUCAGGCUGUGGUUCGACAUAGGCGUGUUGGUAGCACCGAUUACCGAGUGUUUUGCCGAACGUAUGACGCUUUAUUAUGAUCAACAAAUUGAUGAUUACAAAAAUGCUCGUGGAGUGGAGACUAGAGUGUCUCAAUUUGGUUCUACUCAGUCACUUCUCUACCUUGAUCCUUCUUUCAAGCAUAUAACUAGUUACAUGGAACCAUUGGUGGAGUCUAUACAACAACUUGGCUACAAAGAUAGCCAGAAUCUUUUCGGAGCUCCAUAUGAUUUUCGAUAUGGAUUGGCAUCAGAAGGGCAUCCUUGUAAUGUCGGCACAACAUUCCUCGAAAACCUAAAACAUCUAGUCGAAAACGCAAGCCAUGCAAACGACGGAGCUCCAGUGAUCCUCGUCUCCCACAGUCUAGGAGGCUUGUUCACGCUCCAACUCCUCAACCGUAACCCACGAGCAUGGCGCGAACAGUACAUCAAACACUUUAUUGCAUUGUCCGCGCCAUGGGGUGGCACAGUUGACGAGAUGUUGACUUUUGCCUCAGGGAACGCACUAGGUGUUCCCUUGGUGAACCCGUUGCUGGUCAGAAAUGAGCAACGGAGUUCAGAGAGUAAUUUGUGGCUCAUGCCACGACGAAAACAGUUUCCUCUCGAGACACCGUUGGUCGUGACACCAAAGUCAACUUACUCUUCUUUUGACAUAUCGCUAUUCCUUAAAGAUAUCGGGUUUGAAGAAGGCGUGCACCCUUACGAGACUCGAAUACUACCUUUGGUUGAAAAGUUGGAUGCACCGGGCGUGCCGGUAACGUGUAUAUUCGGAAAUGGUGUCCUGACACCGGAAACUUUGUAUUACGGGGAAGACGGGUUUGAUAAGCAGCCGGAAAUCGCUUAUGGAGAUGGUGAUGGGACGGUGAAUAUAGCGAGUUUGUUGGCGUUGGAGGAUGAGUGGAAGGAUGAGAAAGAUCAGAAGCUGAAGGUGAUUAAACUUGCGGGAAUUUCUCACACGAACAUACUCAAAGAUGAUACCGCGCUUGCUCAAAUAAUCGACGAAAUCUCUACUAUCAAUUCCGACGUAUCUUCUUCACCAUUCGUUUCGAGUUCGUAGACAGUAGACAAAUGUUUUGUUCAUUAUAGAAAUUGUGACAGUGUGACAUGUUGACAAAAACAAAACAUUUCUAGUUAUUAUAUGUAUCUGUAUAUUAUUAUAUUUACUUUUAUAGGUAAAUGAUCAAAUAAAAACAAAAUUAACGUACGAAACGUACGCAUUGAGGGAAAAAGCAAAAAGUGGCGGUGUCAUUUUGGUAAUUAUCGGCAACUUCAAAA